GUCAAGUAGCAAUCACAAAACCCGUUUGCCGUAAUCAAAACUAUGGGCUUUUACUGAAUUUGGAGGCUAAACGCCCCCAAUUUUGCAUUCUGACUUCUUUUUCCUCACUCUCUUGUAUUUAACACUGCUGUCCGCGCCUCCAUCCUUCACUCCUCACACACACAUACACACUUCCUCCCCCUCUCUAGAUUUUCUGUUUUAAAAAUGGCGCUGGGGGUCAGCUAUGUUCCUACCAAGAUCCCAGCAUUUCCUGGCUCUGAGCUCAGAUCUCACAGGGUUUCCAUGGCCUCAACUCUCCAUUCUCCCUCAGCAGAGGUUAAGAAGCCGUUCACUCCACCACGAGAAGUGCACGCACAAGUGACCCACUCGAUGCCCCGAGAAAAGAUUGAGAUCUUUAACUCGCUGCACAACUGGGCUGAGAACAACAUCUUGGUGCUCCUUAAGCACGUCGAGAAGUCUUGGCAGCCGACUCAUUUCCUGCCCGACCCCGCAUCGGAAGGCUUCCAUGAGCAGGUGAAGGAGCUUAGGGAACGGUGCAGGGAAAUCCCCGAUGACCACUUUGUGGUUUUGGUUGGAGAUAUGAUCACGGAGGAAGCACUCCCGACUUACCAGACGAUGAUCAACACUCUGGAUGCAGUCCGGGAUGAGACGGGUGCCAGCCCGACCCCCUGGGCUAUUUGGACAAGGGCUUGGACAGCCGAAGAGAAUAGGCACGGCGAUCUUCUCAACAAGUAUCUUUACCUUUCCGGCCGCGUCGACAUGAGGCAAAUCGAGAAGACGAUACAAUACCUGAUCGGCUCGGGGAUGGACCCUCGGACCGAGAACAACCCGUACCUCGGAUUCAUCUACACCUCGUUCCAAGAGAGGGCGACAUUCGUCUCGCACGGGAACACGGCCCGGCUUGCCAAGCAACACGGCGACAUCAAGCUGGCUCAGAUAUGCGGGACCAUCGCUGCAGACGAGAAGCGCCACGAGACGGCCUACACCAAGAUCGUCGAGAAGCUCUUCGAGGUCGACCCCGACGGCACCAUGCUAUCCCUGGCCGACAUGAUGAGGAAGAAGAUCGCGAUGCCGGCUCACCUGAUGUACGACGGGAGCGACGACGCUCUCUUUGAGAACUUUUCCGCGGUCGCGCAGAAGCUCGGAGUGUACACAGCCAAGGACUACGCGGACAUCUUGGAAUUCUUGGUGGCGCAUUGGGAGGUCGAGAAGCUCACGGGGCUCUCCGGCGAGGGGCGGAAGGCGCAGGAAUACGUGUGCGGGCUGCCGCCUCGGAUUCGGAAACUGGAGGAGAGAGCGCAGCAUAGAGCCAAAGGAAAGGCGGCGGUGAGAGUUCCAUUCAGCUGGAUUUAUGGUAGAGAAAUCAUGCUUUAAAGUAUAAAUGGUCUCUUUACUUUUGAUGUUUUUUUGUGUUUGUAUUGAUGAGUUUGUUACAUGUUUUGGACGACGUCGUGUUACUGGUACUAAUGUUUAAUUUAUUGUUUCCUUUUGCUCUAUAAUUUUGGUUUCCAAUGCUAAAUGGUAUGUUCAAUUA
This is a messenger RNA of Salvia splendens (bonfire salvia), 1534 nucleotides long. Its product is annotated as stearoyl-[acyl-carrier-protein] 9-desaturase, chloroplastic. Gene Ontology annotation, cellular component: chloroplast stroma. NCBI's taxonomy places the organism in Eukaryota, Viridiplantae, Streptophyta, Magnoliopsida, Lamiales, Lamiaceae. Gene Ontology annotation, biological process: fatty acid metabolic process. Gene Ontology annotation, molecular function: stearoyl-[ACP] desaturase activity. Bases 205 to 1374 code for a protein of 389 amino acids. The transcript has 3 exons. The record is from RefSeq and is a predicted model, not a curated record.